UCGGAAAAUAAUGAAUCUACUCGCUUAUUAUCUUGAGUGUUACAUGGGUUGUGUUAUCUGUCCCUGGGACAUGUUGCGUUUUAUCAGACUCAGACAUCCCACCAUAGACGGGCGCUGUGGGCUCAUCUUGUCAGCAUUUGGCUGGAGUCGCCACAAUAGAAUGUCUACAGCUCCGACCAAAUCCGCGAUGCAGUCUGCUAAGAUGAAAAAGGACGAAUCAUUCCUUGGGAAGCUGGGAGGCACGUUGGCCAGAAAGAAAAAGUCAAAAGAAGUGAGUGACCUUCAGGAGGAGGGGAAGAAUGCCAUCAUUUCCUCUAUGCAGCCCUCCUGUGCUGAGCUACUCCCAGAGGACACGUUGCUAGAGGAGAAUGCUGAAAGGAGCAUUCUAGAUCCCAGCUCAAGAGAUAAUCACAAAUUUAAAGACCUUCAAAAAGUCCUCAUUGACUGGAUCAAUAAUGAGCUGGUGGAGGAAAGGAUCAUUGUGAAGGACCUGGAGGAGGAUCUCUAUGAUGGACAGGUGCUCCAGAAGUUAUUUGAGAAACUUUCCCAGCGCAAGCUGAACGUGGCUGAGGUGACUCAGUCUGAGAUCGGCCAGAAACAGAAGCUGCAGACGGUCCUGGAGGCGGUCAACGAUGUGCUCAGGCCUGAGGGCUGGUCCGUCGAGUGGGGCGUGGACUCAAUCCACUCCAAGAAUCUGGUUGCCAUUGUAUAUCUGUUGGUGGCAUUGGCCAUGCACUUUCAGGGCCCCGUCAGACUCCCAGAACACGUGUCCGUCCAGGUGGUGGUGGUCAAGAAAAAAGAAGGCAUCUUACACACUUCUCAUGUGACCAAGGAGCUCACAACAACAACAGAGAUGAUGAUGGGCCGAUUUGAGAGGGAUGCUUUUGACACAUUGUUGGAUCAUGCCCCUGACAAGCUCAAUGUUGUGAAGACGUCUCUUAUUACCUUUGUGAAUAAGCACCUUAACAAGCUGAACCUGGAGGUGACAGAACUUGAUUCACAGUUCGCAGACGGUGUCUACCUGGUGUUGUUGAUGGGGCUUCUGGAAGACUACUUUGUUCCGCUGUAUAACUUUUACCUCACACCAGAGAGCUUUGAGCAGAAGGUACACAAUGUGGCCUUCUCCUUUGAGCUGAUGCAGGACGGAGGUCUGAAGAAACCCAAAGCCCGACCAGAGGAUGUUGUGAACUUGAACCUGAAGUCCACCCUGAGGGUCCUCUACAACCUCUUCACCAACUACAAGAACUCCGAGUGACGGCCGCCCCUCAGCACGGGGGGGAGGUGGCAGGAGGCUGCUUGGUGCCUUCACCAGAUGGAGCUUAGAUGGAUCUUCAUGCUGUGGCCUGGGCUCCUGGAUUUCUGCCCACACUCAAAUACACAUGUCACACACACACACUUACACACACAUCACACACAGAUGCCUGAUAUUUUUGUGUGGUGCUGACAAGUUGACUGUGGGAGCCAAUCUAUUAUUCUUCAUUUGGGUGGGAAAUCAUAUGCAGCGUGUCCACCUCUCCGACAUGUGCUGAACUGAGUCGUAUGGAGGCUGGAGGGGCACCACUGCUACCUGACUGCCAGACCAUAUGGACAUAUAUUUACUACUAAUGCUGUUAUGCAUAUGAGCCCCCUGCUUAGGAUGCCUUGGAGAAUGCACCGCCUGCCCUGAAUAUUUUUUUGACCUGAACACGCAAUUCUUAUGCACUGAAGAAUCACAACCAUUGUCAUUACUAUGAAUGUUUGUAUGUGUCUGUGUGUGUGUGUUUUUUUAUUUAUGAUUCACUCAUUUUGCCUUGCAGCGAACAAGUGCCAUGACGUUACAUUGUCAAUGUAGUAACCAAAAGCUUCAAAUUGCCAUGUUGCCUUUCCCUCAGGAUGUGUCAGUUGACUGGCUGGUUGGAAUGAUUAUUGAUUGUGCAGAAUGGACAGGCAGGAUCUCACCCCACUGCAGUUAACAACCAAAAAAAGAAAUCUUUUUCAAACUCUGUGUUAAUUAUUCAGUCUGGUUUCUGUGGAGCGGAGAUUUGCAAGGGAGCUGAAUUCCUGAUAAAGUCUGCUCUGACAGUGGUUUUUGUCCUGAAAUAAAACGCAUCAACCCGC
Molecule: messenger RNA, 2097 nt
Organism: Clupea harengus (Atlantic herring)
Lineage: Eukaryota; Metazoa; Chordata; Actinopteri; Clupeiformes; Clupeidae
Gene: parvb
Product: parvin, beta
Exons: 14
Coding region: 11-1255 (414 amino acids)
Biological process (GO): substrate adhesion-dependent cell spreading; actin cytoskeleton organization; establishment or maintenance of cell polarity regulating cell shape
Cellular component (GO): focal adhesion; cytoplasm; actin cytoskeleton
Molecular function (GO): actin binding
Source: RefSeq, a predicted model, not a curated record